GUUUCAGUUCUCAGAGAUGAAUUCAAAGUCAUGCCAGCUGAUACUCACGUGGCAGCAGGAGAAACUGCUCUUCUGCAAUGCGGAGCUCCUCGAGGUCAUCCCGAACCAAACCUCGUUUGGAAAAAGGACGGUAAGGACAUGGAUGUUGAUGGCAGAAGGAUACGUGUUGUAGAUGGAGGUAACUUAGUUAUUUCUGAUGUCAGACAACACGACGAGGGACGGUACCAAUGCGUGGCACACAAUUUGGUUGGUUCCAGGGAGACACCGCCUGCAACUUUGAAAGUACAUGUAAAACCAGUUUUUAACAAAGAACCCCAAGACAUUGUCGCUCUGACUGGCCAAAAAGUGGUUUUCGAAUGUUCAGUCGAGGGGGAUCCGACGCCGAAUGUCCUGUGGCGUCGAGAGGAUGGAAAAAUGCCCAUAGGCAGGGCCAGGAUUAUGGAUGACAAAUCUUUGCUUAUCGACAACGUCCAAACUACGGACGAGGGGCUUUAUAUCUGCGAUGCGGAGAAUUUAGUUGGCACCAUUUCUGCCAGAGCUUCUCUUGUUGUCAACUCACCGCCAACGUUCAUAGAGCGACCCAAGGACCAAAAAGUCAGUCUAAACGGCGUAGUAGAAUUCCACUGUUCUGCUACAGGAAAUCCGCCACCCUCAGUAUUCUGGAGCAAGGAAGGAUCUCAAAUUCUAAUGUUCUCAGACAAUUCAAACGGUCACAUGCAUGUUAAUGCCCACGGGACUCUGAGAAUACAAGGUGUUCAACGAGAGGAUGCUGGAUUUCUUGUGUGUAAUGCUUUGAGUGUUGCUGGGUCCAAUAGUGUCAGAGCUUUUCUCCAGGUGACUUCCGUAGCUGAUUCGCCUCCACCUAUAAUUCAAAUAGGACCUGCCAAUCAGACGUUACCGCUACACAGUAUGGUAACUCUUCAUUGUAGAGCUUCAAGUCCAGAGGGUGAACCACCGAAAAUUCGUUGGCUGAAAGAUGGAAAAACGCUUCAUUUUAAUCACCUGCCUGCAAGAUUCAGUAUGAGCAAUACUGGAACCUUAGAUAUUGAUGAUUUAAUAUCAGAAGAUUCAGGAUUAUACACAUGCUCAGCUACCUCAGAAAGUGGUGAAAGCUCCUGGUCAGCCUCUCUAAACGUAGUAAAAGGCACCUCAAUACCGUUACAUCGAAGUCCAGAUCCAUCUACGUUUCCGAAAGCUCCUAGUAUUCCAAGAAUCUUAAACAGCACCGAAUCAAGCAUAAGUAUAUCCUGGGACAGCGAAGAAGACGAAUCAAAAUUAGUUGGAUACACCGUUGAGUACUGGAGUCCCGAUUUACAAACUGGUUGGGUAAUAGCAGCUCAUAGGAUACAAACGCCUUACAUGGUAGUCCACGAGUUGAAACCUGAUAGUUCUUACGUUUUUAUUGUAAGAGCUGAGAAUGCCCAUGGAUUGUCUCCAGCUAGUCCUGUUUCUAAAAAUUCUAGAACGCUAGCGAAUACUAGAGCAUUACCGAGUUCAGAAUUAGAUACAGCUAGAGCUAUAUUAAGUACGAAGCUUAUUGAGUUAAAAGAAGCGAAAUCUCAGUCUUCCAGUUCUGUUAAACUUAUUUGGAAUUUUUCCGACAACGAUUACGUAGAAGGUCAUUACAUCCGAUUCCGAGAGCUUUCCGGUGGUUCCCAUAAUUACAAUAUAUUGACAGUUUUAGAUGUCGAAGCGAAAUCUUACAUUGUGACUAACUUGAAGAAGUUUACCAAAUACGAAUUUUUUAUAUCACCGUUUUACAAAUCUGUAGAAGGACAGCCGUCGAAUUCGAGAAUAGCACAGACUUUAGAGGAUGUUCCGUCUGCACCUCCGGAUAGUAUUACUGCUGGGGUUUUUAAUGAUACCGCUGGUUGGGUUAGAUGGUCGCCGCCACCACCGCAACAUUGCAAUGGAGUUAUUACUGGUUAUAAAAUACAGAUUAAGGGGAAUGUUAUUAGAUCGAUGACGAUGAACGCUACAACGACUUCUAUUUUAAUUAGUAAUUUAACAGCGGGUGGGAGUUAUACAGCGAAAGUUGCUGCACUUACUCUUGCUGGUCAAGGUCCUUACUCGAGUCCUGUACCGUUAUUAACGUCGCCGAGAGCGCAGAGUCCUAGAACGUUAGGACCGUUUGUACCGUUAGUUAGACAAACUUGGUUCGUUGUUCUUUUAGCAGUACUAGUACUACUUUUAUUAGGAGUUACUGGAGGAUUAUUAUAUCUAAAAAGAAGACAAUCUUUAACUAAACAGUUAGGACAUUUAAACGUUCCGGUAGUGAAUGCAUCGCAAUUGAACGCGAAAGAAAGUCUAUGGAUAGAUCGUGGUUGGAAAGCUACGGAUUGCGAUAAAGACUCUUCUAUACCUCUAGCCCAACCUGCGGAUUACGCUGAAGUCGAUACGAAGAAUUUAUCUACGUUCUAUAAUUGUAAAAAGAAUUUAGAAAGUCCAACUCCUUAUGCGACUACAAUGAUUCUACCGCCUCCGAAUUGGUCUGAAAUUAUUCCACCACCACCAGACCAUCCUCCACCGGAUUGCCCUCGCGAUAAUCCCCCAGUACCUCCUCCGAGAGGUAACGGUAGCACUUGUGGAAGUGCUGGGGGAUACGGAUGCUAUUCAGUCCACGUUCCAUCGCAAUGCGGUAAACUCCAACACGCCAGAGCUCGUUCUUGUAAUAACUGUGAUGCUCACUGUUCUUUAGCUAGUGGUAGUUCGGGUCAUAGGUCUACGAGUCGAGGCGGGUACUGCAAUAAUAUACCGCACAGUUGUGAUACUAAAAUUUGGUUCAAUCAGCACAAUUGGGACAACGACGAUGCCGAUUGUGAGACUGAUAGACAUUCUUGUACUAGUAGUCACGAUACGACUUGCUCUUGUAGUGAAUCGUCGUGUUUGUACGCCGAGGCUGGACCGUCUAAUAAUCCCAGACCUUUGGGACAUAACGUGCAUAUAGGUAAACGAGUGAAGUGAGGGUACGCCGAUUUUAGCGUUUAUUUUUAGUUCUUCGAGCAUAUCCGACGAGUGUAUAAAAAAAACCGCAUAUCAGUAACGUAUGCUUGAUUUCCUAGUCCUAGUAUUAGAUUGGUAUGCUCAGAAUAGUUUUGACGAACGUCUUCCUGUCCUGUUGGCUACGAUAUAUUUUAAUAAUGGGAAACUUAUUAAUUUAUUUGAUAGAAUAAACUGUUGUUUCUAAAUUAUGAAUGUACAGUGUUUCUCAAAAAGUUUGUAUGCAUAGAAAACUUUUUUAUUAUUGAUUUUCUUGAUAACUUUAACGUUAGAUAAGAAAUAGAAAAUCGGAAAUUUCAAUAUAACUUUUUUAUUCGGUUCAUUUAAAUUACAAAAGAUGCAAGUGGAUACCUUAGUAGUAAGUAACCCAGUGGCAGUCGCAACAUCUUCCUUCUUCAAUGGUACCUUCUUCUUAUCACCUUUAGGUGUUACUCCAAUACCUGCCAUGGCUAACGUAAUCUUCUCUUCAUUUUCUACUUCUUUUUUAAUGAAAUUCAACAAAUCAUCCAACUUAUCUUUGGGUCUAUCAGAAUGCGUAGUCAUCGAUCUUUGCCAAAUUCGUAACAAUUCCUCCGAUAAACAUGAUUCUACCAUAGGAUAUAAGAUUGAAGAAUAUUUCUCUGAUGUUAUCCCUAGAGAUUCCAAGGAUCUCAACUGGCAUUUCAGACUAUCAUACAAAGUAGAUAAGCAUACAUUUCGGGACACCACCAAUGUUAGAACGUCUCUUGUAUAAACUUCAAUUAAUAACUCUUCCUGACCAAAUCUACGUUUAAGGGCUUCUAUUACCUUAUUAUAAUUUUCUGCAAUAGAAGGGAAACUAUCAACAAUCACUCUUGCUCUAGAGCCUUCUUGUGUACUUUGUCUCAAAUAAUACAUUUUUUCUUCUUUAUCAAUAGUGGGAUCUUCAUGGAAUUUUUUAAAUAGACCCCAAAACUGCAACCAAUCCUUUAAUUCACCUCCAAACUUUUUAAAUUCUAGACGAGGCAUUCUAAAUUUACUUAUAAUAUUAUUUCGCGAGACUGACUGAUUGUCGAGCACCCUAUUUUCUGACAUUGAAGUCAACUUCUCGCUCACCAAAUUAUUUUUGGCUAUGUACUCAUCCACUAUGCUCAGUUCUCGACUCAAAUCUGACUCUGAUGUGUCAUCUUCUAACAUAAAAUCGAAUAUUUCUCUAUCCAUUACAGCAAUUUCUUCAUGUUUAGUAUUCAAACCUUUGACCAUUGCCUUCAACUCAUGUAAAGAACAUUUAUCCUCGGACAUCUUAUCAAUGAUUCUAUCAUAUUGGUCCAUGAAGCUUUUUCGAUAUACAUUUCGUGCUUUCUUUGCCUUGUCCAUUAUGUAUCUCACGUUAAGAAGAAAUAUGUCCUGUCACGGUCGCCAAAAAUUUAACGUUAGAUAAAUUAUCAAGGCUAAGAAAUAGAAAAUCGGAAAUUUCAAUAUAACUUUUU
Psylliodes chrysocephalus is the source of this 4448-nucleotide messenger RNA. Lineage: Eukaryota; Metazoa; Arthropoda; Insecta; Coleoptera; Chrysomelidae. The record is from the annotation of a GenBank genome assembly.